Porites lobata is the source of this 9064-nucleotide messenger RNA. NCBI's taxonomy places the organism in Eukaryota, Metazoa, Cnidaria, Anthozoa, Scleractinia, Poritidae. The record is from the annotation of a GenBank genome assembly.
AUGUCAGAGUUGGAAUACAACAACUUACUCUAUCAGAUAAGCAAGAAAUUUGAUGAGCUGAAUGUGGGCGAACAGUUACUUGUUAUGCUGAGAAGAAAGGUGGCAGCUCGCAGCGGCGAGGACUUUCAAACCUUCUCGUUGUUUGAGGAAUUAGAACAGAAAGGAUUUCUGAGUCCCAGUCAUCUGGGUUUAUUAAAAGGCAUGUUGAAAGAAGUCAACGAAUGGGCUCUCUUUGAUGAAGUUGAAAAGUUUGAAACAAAGAGAAAGGAAUACAACAACUUGCUUGAGCAAAGUAUUCGAGUGCUCGACGAGCUCAAUGAUCUGGAACGACUCGUCUCGAUUUGCGGAGAAAAGAUUACAGAAGACAGACAAGGCAACGUUCAAGAUGUGCGAUCAUUGUUUAAGGAGCUAGAAAGCAACGACUGGCUGGGAAUCGACUGCCUCGACACUCUGAAGGAGAUUUUGACCCAGACGGAGAAAAGUGAUCUGCUUAAGGAAGUAGAAGAAUUCGAAAAACGACGAAGUCGUGAAAACAAGUUUAAAAAACGCAAAGGUAAUUCUACAUGUCUCACCGUAGCGGCCUAUAUUUCUGGCCGUGCUUAGUCCCAGAAUUGAUUACAACAUUAUUUUGUGUGGCUUAAUUCUUUUUUUUAUUAUUAUUUCAGCACAAGCAGCUUCUUUUGUGUCAUCAGUUGGCGAGAAACUGUCUGGAGGUAAGCUUAGCUUCGUACUUCUGCAUGUGCUUGUGAGACUGAGUUUACUCAUAUUCAUGUCCGACUUAACUUCGAAAAAUAUGCGUAUUCCAAAAAAUGCUUCAAACAACGACGUCAAGCCCCCUACCAAUCCCUCCAGCGAAGUCGAAGGAAUUUUGCGCCGAAAACGUCACCUGGCUACGGCUGUUAUUUGCAAUUGAAUAUGCUUAUCCAGCAGAUAGAGUAACAAAACGUUCCGUUUAUCGUUCAUCUUAAAAGGUUAUUUCCUACAGCCCAGGAUCAGGAAGACCGGCUAUUUUCAAACUGCCGAGUUUCUGAACAAUUGUCACAAAUCACUGAAUAUGUAUAGUACAACUCAACAAAACUGUAUAUAUACUGGCCUUACGUCACUGUCCUUGAUUAGUACCCGGGUAAUAGCAUUAGUACCAACAUCGACAUCUGCAUCAAUAAAAUUGAUUUCCGUAUUGUUAGUUUGAUCCCGCGGUAUACGUUGUGCUUAUUGAGAUCAUGAAGAAAAGAAACAGAAAGUUUGUUUUGUGACGCAUUCUUUUUUAAACAAGAUAUGGGAUUACCCUAAGUUUCAAGGUUUCAGCGUGAAACGAUUGUGAUAACUGAUGGAUUAAUUAAAUUUUGUAAGAAGAUUAGGGAAUGUACUUCUUUUACCAAAUGCAGGUCCCUUUUCGUAGUCGCACGAUGGUAAAAAGCGUCUGCAAGUGCCACUUUAGCCCCUAGUAGGUCUUAAUAUAAGAGAUUGAUCGUCAAAGCAAGUUUAGAAGACACGAUUAUUCCUUUCCCGAAGGGACCAUAAGUGGAAGAAGACAGAAGUGGGAACAAGGGCUCUUCUACGAUUUCAAAAUGCUAUUAGUUGUUGUUAUCUUAGCUCAGGCGUUUCAUAUAACACACCAAUAUUUUUUUAAAGUCUGCCGCAAGCGUGACUAGAAGAGGAAAAGUCCCUGACAGAAUUCAGCGCUUACAGGGGCGUAGCUGCCUUUGAGCCAUUAAGAAUGGGCUAUAGAGGGUCAAAUUGGGCUAUAGAGGGUCAAAAUGAGUUCAUGUAAUUGCAUGUUAUCAGGAAGUGAAAUUGCAGCUAAUACAGGCACUAAUGGCUGUGACGAUCAUGCAAAACUGAUGGCACAUAUGUCACUAGGAAACUCUGUCGCUGGCGAACACCAUCUUGGUUUCCCAAGUAGAUAUGUAGUGGUCCUCUUUGCUUACUUUGAUUACCUGCUAGAAUCAUUUGGGUUCAAGACUUGUCAAUUUGGAGGAUCUCAGUUCUAAAAUAACAUCUAGUAAACCGGCCGUUUUCUCCUUGUUUGUUGUUUCUUCUUGUUUUGUUUCGUUUAUAUUCAGUUUUUUUUCUGGAGACGCAGGACUUAUUCGACUUAAUGGAAUUGGCUACCACUUUGAAAUAUCAAGUAGCCAACUAGAUCCUACAAAAAAAAAGAGUUAAUUUCAUGCCCAAACAGUAACUAUGUUUCGGUUAUUCUGCAUUGAUUGUUAAACGCAACCUCGAGCAAACCAAUCCAUUUGAAUGUUUCUUUUCUUUAAUUUACUUUAACUGAAAAUCGAUCUAAAAACUAGUAUCGCUCUGCAAUCCUAUUUUGCCGCCAAUAUUCAAAUUUAAGAGUCUUUACAUCGGGAGGUUAUUUUUAAACACGAUUUAUAAAUCCUUUUAAACCGGUAGAAACGUUCACUAUAAUUAACUUUUGGAAGGUAGUAUUAAGUCGAAUCCCGUAUUUGCGAGAGGAGUUAAAAGACAUUGAAAGUUGAACAGGAAAGUUAAUAACCCCGGGGGUAAUAAGCGAGCAAACUGUUUCUAAGCCUUCAAGUUGGCAAUCGAGUACUUGGUUAGUUGAUAACGGUAAUGAGGGCCCAACAAAGUUCUAUUAUUUUGAUUUACCUGGCAGAGCUAUAUACUAUUUCUACUAAGAAAUGAAAUAAUUGUGGCAAUAAGAAAGAAAAUCUGUACCUCACCUUCCUCCAUUGUUGCUCCUCGGUCCCCUCGGGGCUGUGAGAAAAUAACCCAUUCAAACCUUUUAUACAGCCGUGGCCAGGUGACUUUUUCGGCGCGAAAAUACCUUCGCAGGCUCCUGACCCUUGACUUUGCUAGAGGGAGGGGUAAGGGGGUUGACGUCGUUGUUUUAAGCACUUUUUGGAAUGCACAUAUUUUUCGAGAUUGGUAAAGGUCAUUAUUGGAAUAUUACAACCAUUUUUAUGUUUUUUCUAUCAUUGGGAUUUAUUUAUUUAUUUUUUUAACCUCUUGGAUAUUUAUCCCGUUACUCGUUUUCUUGUUACUCCGUUACUCGUUACUGCGUUACUGUGUUUAGUAACACGCGGCCCGGACGGGCCGCCGGGUUCUUGCGCUUCAAACUUUAAUGCAAGCAUCGAGGCAAACAAAACAGUAUUACUGACUGUGAUGUACAAGACAGAAUGAAACGGAAUGAGGUAUCUGCGGAAAUAGACUAAAAGUUCGCAUGGUUACAAGUAAAGGAAAAAAAAUAUAUCAUAAAUAGAAUUCUCCGGCCCAAUAACCUCGCAACAGCAUGCUGACACUUCAAUACUCAAUAGGGAAAUACAUCUUACUACCUGCUUUGGUUGAAUUUGGCAAUUUUAAGGAGCUAAGCACUAUUCUGUCCAUAGUUGACCGUAGACAUCAUUAGUCUGAAGGAUGUGAAGUCUUGCAAGCAGUGAAAGGUGCAUUUUGAAGCCGCAUAGUUGAUUAAAAUGUAAAGGAGUAAACGAGUAUUGUUAGUUGCAACACGUGACAAGGCGGCUAUGUUAGUAGACAAAACAAUACAAUUUGCAAGAAGUAAUAUUUAAAGUAGACGAGGUUUUCAAGCGAGAAAACGUAUUAGCAUACACAAGUUUUCGAUUAUAUAACAGAACCUUUAUCAAGUGAUAAUGUGCAACGUUUUGUCAUAUGGUUUAUACUGCGAAUCACAGGACAAAACGUCGAAGAAAUAGCCGAAAUGUCUCCAUUGUUGCUACGAUCUUUGUUUGGUUUAAAAAAACAUGGCUCGAAAAGAAUGAUACGUAUUGCUUUAAUUUUCUUCUUACAUUUGUCAGUCACUUAUUAGGCUGUUCUUCAGUGUAAUCAACACUUCCAAUUGGCAACUGAAGAUAUUCUUUUGUUAAUGGCGUCGGGGGUUUUUGCAAUUUCUCAGGAAAUGGACUCAUCAGCAAGAGAGAAACCAUAAUGGAAUCAUAACUAUUGAUCUUAUUUUCAGAACCAAUGACGAUCACUUUAACAGCCAAAAGUCAUAAUUUACAACUUCUGCAGCGUAAUUAUUCCAGACUGCAAAAUAAAAAUCAUGUCCCUUCUCCUUUAAAAUAUUCAUGAAAUAAUUUACUAUUGGGCGAUGACAAUUGCCCUAAAUAGAGAAGGUAACUCGGAGAGAAAGGAAAGAAAAAAGAAUUUUAUUAGACCACCAUUUUCUUCUAGAAAACUGGAGCUCUCUUGGUCAGUGAGAAUCCCUUCUUUUCAUGAAUAUUACACGUAUUACUGAGCUCAAACUAUAAGCAGACAUUCUGUCAGAAACGUCACAUACGCCCCAGAAAUUGGCGGGGAUUGUUCGAUAUUCUAAUAACUGCGAGAGAUCACCUUAUGAAGUCCGCGAGGCAGGCGCUUACUGGCAGAAAAGGAAAAAGAGGGACAUCAAGCGCGCAAGAACUCAAACGCCUUCUGCCUUUUCUUUUCCAUUUUACCUCUUCUCUUUCUCUUUCACAUGAUGUCUAACCUCAGUCGUGAUGGCCUUUUCUCUAAUAAUAAUUCUUUUGUUUGUAUUUUAGUCCUGAACGUUAAGACUGUGUUCAAAGUGGUCUCAGGAACCUUUACUGUUGCUUCCAGCUUAGAACUGUUGACACGUGACUGCACUUAUGAUCAGCUCGUGAACGCCAUUAACACCUGUGUGCUUCCUGUUGGGGCCAAUCUGAUUCAAAUUUCAGAGGGAUGCGUGUGUCUCAAAGUUCAAGUAAAGAACAUUUCAGUUCUCGAGGAUUUAUGGCGUUUGUACAAAGUUGGUACACUAAGAGCAAGUCUGCAAGCUUUAUUCGUUACUGACGAAGUGCGAGAACUUGCGGGUGGAGGGCAAGUGGAAGUGGAUGUGACCAUCGACGAAGAAGAGUACGAGAAAGCUCGGAACGAGCUGUCAACUUUCGGAGAACAAGGUCAUAAAAGCACACUAAAAAAUUCAUACAGGCAACAUAGUUACGUAUUUCAAUUUGAUUUCACUGCUACCUUGUAGCACAAGUUAUUCAAAACUUCUGCUAAAUACAGUAUUUAUUCGAUUAAACAUCGCCCUCGAUAAACUCCGCAGAUGGAAGCAAAAUUAUCAAUAAACACCGCCCUCUAAUAAACGCCGCACCUAAUUAAAAGAAUGCGGCGUUUAUUCGAGGAUAAUGAGAAAAAACUCGGUACAACUUGGUAAUCUACACCAUCCAGACAAUUACGAUUCUAUCUCAGCAAAAUAAGAGAGACACUGCAUGGAACCUUUAAAGUACAUAAGAUCUAAAAAAACGAUUUACAGUAACUGUUGUCAGUGAUUUAAGAAAAGGGAUUUCGAAACAAACACCGCCCUUAUAUAAACGCCGCAUCGGACACGCUGAAAAUUUAAUAAAGGCCGCGGCGUUUAAUCGAACAAAUACGGUAGGCCCUUCAAAACCGCGGAUUCUUGGGAGCAUGGGACGCACUGGAACAGAAAAAGUUAAGUUCUCUCAUCAUUUAAAAUGGUAAUUUCUUUUGUUUGGCCACUCUCGGUGCGUCUCUUAGCUUGCUCAACAGUAUAGCAGUUUUGUACCACGUGAAUCACUAGAAAAGUCCUCCGAGCUCGGCAAUUUGGCAACCCAAUAUGGCGGUGAUUCACCUAACAAAGAUUGAACUCAGCGCUAACGGAAAAAAGGGACUCUACUUUGGAAAGGACCCCAUAAGUCUCUGCUUAAAGCUAAAUCAUCCUAACCUUUAAAGCGAACCCUAAGCCCUAAAACUUUUCAUUUACAUUCUCACUUGCAUGAUAAUUAUUAGAGCUUUAAUUUUGCGAUCAGUGUCAUUGACAUCUGAAUUUUUGAUGCCACAGUUUUGAGUUCAGACGAACUUGAUGGUCAGGAAGAGAGGCAACUUCAAUAUCUAGAUCAGGAAAAAUUAUCCUACAUUAGGAGUUACUUAGAGCAAACCAAGGAUACAGAUGUACACAGUGUAUCUACAGAGGAUGACAGUGGAAAGCCGGGAUCAAAUAGUGUACCAUCGGAAAUUGGAUUUGAAGAAACCAGCGGUAAGACGCAGUCAAUUCCAAGAGUACCCAACCCACACCCCCUGAGCAUUUGUCAACUUGUUCGUUCCCAGGGCGAUGGACAUUUCUCAUUAAGGGUCUGCCCAGGGAUGUUAGAUCGGGGUCAGUUCAUGGUUUAUUCAAGCAGGCAAAGGCGCAGGCGCAGAGAAAAAACAGAGCUCAUUUAAAUAGCGUGCAAAAAAUCGGCUGGAUGACACGAUAAAAACCCGGAUUAUGCCUUACCCUUCAAGUUGCUGUUUAGAAAAGGAAAUAUAUGCACUUUAUUUGUCCCUUCAAUUUUUUCUCACAGUCCCCUGGAUUCAAACUCCUGAAAUUAAUUCAUACUAAUUUCAUUGUCCGUUCCGUUUCAAGCGAUAGCAAUUUAAUAUGCUAUUUAUUUUAAGUCAACAUUUGUUAAUUUCAGAUUUUGUUUCUGCCUUGUAUUUGCAGAUUCCACCUCUAAGCUGUGCUUGAAAGAUCUAAGUAUGGAAUUGACUGAGGAACUAACGUUCAAGCUUAAUAGGAACAAAGAUGUUCUAAACCGAUUUUACCGUUCAUUUGGGCUUGAUCCUGAUUUACUGCACGACGAACUCGACCGGAGGAACAUUGGAAAAAUUUUUCCCGAUACCCCAGUCAAGCUGCUAAAGGAAGUUUUUGAGGCGCUAAAACUGUAUGACCUUGCAGAACUCUUAGAAAAAGCAACAAAACCACGGACACUUCGUCCUGCUCUUCCGCUAAAAGAAAUUGAAAAGUUAUCGAGUCCCAGUAACCGCCCAACAAAGGUCUACAGUAAAGCAAAGGUUUUAAUAGUCGAUGUCUGUGAAGCCUGUGAAACCUCCGCAGACAAUGAUGUAGAAAAAGCGGGAUCAUUUUUUAAAGCACAGAAUUCACGGAACGAGGUAACCACAUUAAAGACUGAUUCUUUUAAGGAAUUGUUAGCAGAUCUUGAUGACCUAGCGAGACGCAAGAGCGAAGAAAGACAAGAUGACAGCAGGGUACAGAUAAGGGAAGCACACUUGAAAAACCUUCUGGAAAACAAGAUCCCAGACAGCUGGAUCAAAUUAAAAGUAAGAGAAGAGUUUAGACCAUUAUCUGGUUUUCCGGAUGACUUGUACUUGCGACAAGAAGUUGACAUAAGCAGGCGGCUCCAACAGAUGGGACGUUUUAACACCGAGAAGGAUGAGCAACUAUUAACUUUGUUUUCCAAAGAGGAGCCUGCGAUGAGAAAUGAACUGAAAGAGCUGAAGGGAAAAAGAGAACAAUGGGAAACCGAAAGGAAGCCAUUGAUCGAGAAGCAGAUAGAGGAGAAGGAGGAAGAACUGAAAAAAGAAACUGAGAAAUUUGAAACGGCUGUUUUAAGCGUCAUCGACAAAUGGAUAGAACUACACCCAAAUGAUAAAGGUUCGAUAUCAUACCCCUUAUAACAACCGUCCAGCAACGUUCCAAACUGUUUUGAGUCCUGUUUAAGCAUGCAUCCACACCCUGUUCGAUAUUAGUUGAACAGAAGUUAUAACAAUUACUAUAGAGAGAGUAGAGACCUUUAGCAUCAGGUAAACCGCAAACCGCAGUUACGCGUUUGCAGUUUCGCGUUUCCGAGAUUUCACACUUUAGCAAGGCGUUCAGUUCAGUUCAUUUUUAUUUAGCCAAAAUAUAAUACAAUACAAGAAUACAUAUAGGAAUUGUAAUGUUGCAAGGGAGCACAGUAGAAACCAGAAGGCUUUAUGAAGCCUGGGCUCACCAGUCUCAAAGAAACAAGCAAAAUAAAAUGAAAUUCGCGGAGUGAUACGUUAAAAAUAGGAACUAAAGAGAGACUGAGUUAAGUUAUGAAUUCAGUAACAAGAUAGAAAAAAAAUUAACUCUGGAUUGGAACAGAAUACUUUCCUUUGUUAGUAUGGCGGAAAGGAAUAUAAAAUUGAUUUGAACUACGCGUUCAUUGUUUAGGGCCGCCAUGUUGUUUUCAUCAAGUCGAAGUGCAUCACUUUAAUCGCCCAGAAUCAGCAAUAAUUCAACGAUUCGCGAUCAAAAAUCCAACAAACACAUCGCAAACGGAUAUAAAAAGUUCAUACCUUUAAACGCGAGACUGUACAAUUUUUUGUGGCAAAAAACCUUGCCGUAAAUCACUUACAGCUGGAAGCCCUUCUUGCGGUUCAAACGUGACCGUAAGGCCGUGGUCACGUGACAUUUUGCGGUUUGCGAUUUCCCAUGAAAAACGUGAUGCUAAAGGUCUCUAUUACGCCAGACAGCAGACGGGAAUUUGUACCACGAGACCAAGUUUCCCCCUUAUUUUCCGUUCACUUUUUAUUACUUCUGCACAAAAAAUAAGUAGUUUUAUGCCAGUCUUAACCAUAGCAAUCGUUCGGGACUGUUUUUAUCUGCUUAUUUUCUGUUCUGGGAAAUUCUCAAAUUGAAUCUCUCUGAUAAGUCAAAGCUGAAGCUUCGGCACCCUGGUACACUCUUGUGCACCCUGCGACACUGUGAUUCCUAGAAUUAACUCAAGUAAAAAGUCAAUUUAUAGCUCCUCUUAACCUUCUUCCUCUUUCAAAAAGCCUAAAAUUGGCAAGAAAUAAUAUCCAAAACUGAUUAGAAUUCUUAGCGCGGCCUAACUUUAUUUAUGGCUGUUAUAAAAGGUGAAAAAAAGGUUUUUUUGUUUUUGUAGGAAAGGCGUCGACCCUUUUUUUCGUCCUUAUUCAGAAUAGCCUGAGAUUGGACCGAACGGAUGGUGCAGUUCGACAAGAGAUGAUCAUCAGCAUAAAGAGAUGCUUGAGUGAAAAACUGGCACUUAUUCCAGACACGAAGGUAGUGAUAGCAAAUAACAUGCCACGUAUGAAGAAAGAAGGAAACAUUUCAAGCGAAACUCUUGAAGUGUAUUUGUCUGGGGAAGGAGUGUUAACCACAUUGCUGCAGCUUCUGAGUAAGCGCUUAGAUACACUGGACCUCAUUUCAGUAAUGCAGGAAUUACAAAGGUCCGUCUCACGAACAGUCCCUCGUUACUACUCUAAAAGGUUAAGGUACAGUAACGUUUCUCAUACGACGGUUGAAAUACGUGACAAUUUGUCGAGCGUUCCGAGACUUCAGAAAACGGAAUAA